Messenger RNA from Brugia malayi, 321 nucleotides. RefSeq lists its product as hypothetical. NCBI's taxonomy places the organism in Eukaryota, Metazoa, Nematoda, Chromadorea, Rhabditida, Onchocercidae. The transcript is spliced from 2 exons. The record is from RefSeq and is a predicted model, not a curated record. The coding region runs from base 1 to 321 and encodes 106 amino acids.
AUGUUCUCGUUUUGCCUUUUUUAUGCACAUGGCAAGUUUGGCGUGACUUUAUUUUUUUGGUUUUCGAUAUUUGUAGAAGUGAAUCAGAAGAACAAACGAAAAAUGUCAAAUGCCGAGAAGCUUGCAGCUGAAUUUGAAAAAGGCGAAACGAAUCUUGACAAAUUUGGCAAAGGUGCUGGUAAAAGAACAAAGGCUGAACAGUAUGAACAUAAGCACUCGCAUCCAGAAGGUGAUACCAGGAAAAUAGUUAAUUAUUGUGUUAGCGGUCAGGAAAAAAGAAAGGGAACUACUAGCACAGGUAGCACAGCGAAGAAAGACUAA